AUGACGGCCACGAGCCGGCCGACGUUGACGCCGUCGGAGAUUGAUGGCGCUUCCUGGGGCACUCUUCCUUCGCAGCCCUUCCGCCACUUCAUCGACACUCGUUCUGCUCAGGUUCAAUCUCUCCCUCACAGCGACAGCGGCCUGUUCACCAACUACAAGACUCCUUUUGGCGAAGAUCACGUCAACGCUCCGCCAACGAAGUUGAACUGCACCACACCGAACUCGAGCCCGCCAGUCGCGCCAGUCGCGUCAGUUCCAGUUCGUCAGAGUACUCACACCGCCGCGCGCAAGGAAACCUCCGUCAUCCCAGGAGCCACGGCAGAUGAUACCAUCGAUGUCGAUUCGCUCACUCCCCAGCCUCAGCACCGCCGCACUUCCACCAAGGGCAAGAAAGCGGCUAGGGGCCGCUCUCUUGGCGAACGCAGCACGAAGCCCAUCAAGCAGCUCCGCAUGCUUGCUGAGAACGACAACUUGGACGCGGCUCUCAAGCUUGGCUGGUCCGUCGAGCGUCUGACUGAGAUCUUCAAUCGCAACAAGGCUGCUCGUGGCAUUCACACCACCUCCAUCAUGCAGCCAAUCGAUGACCCCGAACUUCUCGCUCGAAUCGAAGAGAGAAAGCACAACGCCCGAGUCGCCACCCAGCGUCGCACCAACCGCCUCAAGGAGAGAGCUCACAAUGGCGACUUCGAGGCAGCGAAGAAGUUGGGCCUCGGCAAGAAGACCAUGGACAACCUGUUCCCUCAGCCUGCAGGAGACAGAGAUGGAGAUCAGGUGAAGCGCGAGCAGGAGUCUCUGUCGCCGACUGAGCCGAGAGACUUCGAUGAGGACAUACGGCGCAGCAUGGAGCAUGGACACUUCGAUCGGUAUUCACGAGCUGGUAGUAUGGCAGUGAGUGAGAUGGGCAAUCGCGCUCUCAAGGUCGAAUCCGGCGAGACACCCUUUCUUCCUCCACGCAGUACAGGGCGUGCUGGUGGUGGUCAGCGCACCACUCUUCGCGAUUCUUGGGGUAGGCAGACCGACAUUCCAGCCUUCCAACCUGGUCCUCCAUAUCGUGCCCCUACGCCUGUCGUUCCUUCCAACUGGCCAAACCAAUACCCAGCCACCAUGGCACCGCCAAACGGCCUGCCACCACCACCACUGCCAUCGAAUGGCUUGCCACCUACCACAUAUCCAACUCAUGCGCACCAACCAGUGAUCCAGGAUAUGGCCCUUCAGUUGGCUCUCGAGCGUCGCGAGCGUUUGUCUGUUCUCGAGUGGGCACACGCACGUGUCGCAGAGACUGAUAACAAGAUUGUUCAGUACCAGGCCUAUCAAGCGCGCCAGAACUCGAUCUUUCACAACCACCUCAACGCCGCCGAUCGUCGUCAAGUCACCCAGAACGGACAGAGUUCGGGGUCUGCUGCAGCCGACAGAGACUGGACUUUCGUCAAUCAGACUGGCCAGGAAGCUUCCGAGGACGAAGUGCACAUGGUAGAGUGA
Cercospora beticola is the source of this 1479-nucleotide messenger RNA. RefSeq lists its product as uncharacterized. NCBI's taxonomy places the organism in Eukaryota, Fungi, Ascomycota, Dothideomycetes, Mycosphaerellales, Mycosphaerellaceae. The record is from RefSeq and is a predicted model, not a curated record.